CUCGUUAAGGCCAUAUAUUGUUCUAUCGUAUAAUAUUUAUCUCAUUUGUUCGUAUUGUGAGCGUUCUCCAUCGGACGUAUUCUGUUAUUCUCAUGCCGGGAAGCUCAUUGGGUAGAUGUGACGCACGUCAUUUGUCUUGGCAUGGCGUGAAUGGUUGCCAAUCGUCGAUUUGCAUUUUGGCGUCGGUGAGAGUCAUUUCCAUCCAUGAUGCAAGUUAAUUGUGGCGCCGCCUUGUCCGUUAUCGCCUAACAGCGAUUGUGUUGUCCUCAUGGCUCCAAUAACGAUAAAGGCGUUUAUUAAACACGUCCGUCGGUUCCCGUGGGUAACCAAUGUUACGUUGUACGGUUGCCUGUUCGCGGGAGGGGACUUUGUUCACCAGCGGUUUUCUCAACGGGACAAAAUGGACUGGAGCCAUACGCGGAACGUGGCCGUGGUCGCGUUCAGUUUCCAUGGGAACUUCAAUUUCUUCUGGAUGCGCUUUCUGGAGCGCAGAUUCCCCGGGAAUUCCGCCGCGAUGGUGGCGAGGAAGCUGUUCCUGGAUCAGACCACUGCUGCGCCCUUGGCCACCAGCGUCUUCUACACGGGUGUCAGUUUCUUAGAGGGCAAAGACGAUAUCAUGGAAGACUGGAGAGACAAAUUCCUGAACACUUACAAGACUGGGCUAAUGUUCUGGCCCUUCAUGCAGUUUCUAAACUUUGCCUUGGUGCCGCCGUACGUGCGGACUACCUUCAGUGGCUGCUGUGCCUUCAUCUGGGCCACUUUCUUGUGUUUCUCGCGUCAGAGUGGCGACGGCACCGCUGGUGCUGCGCUCGCGUGGCUGUUCCCCCCCAAAGAGGACGGAAUCGAGAAGACAGACGAGGUGAAAAGUAAAGUACUUGCUUCUCAAGAUGCAGCGCUAAAUCCUUCUUCCAAACAUAACUCUGCGCAUGCGCCCUGCAUCCCCUCCAUCCGCACGUCGAGGGACCGAGGAGCCCGGACAAAGAUGCUCGGCAAUCAGGCCGCUUUCUGGGCGAACAUGGAAAUGAAGAAGUCUUUUUCAGACACGGAGCGUGCACUCAGGAACUACGGCGCCGUGUCGCAAACGGCGUGGACGGCGGACAAAGGUCACUGCGAUGUGUCCAUGGCCGAGAGCACGAUGUGUCCAGAGGAGAUUGAGAUGGAGAUGGCUCGGAUCCAGCGCCUUAGGGAGGUCCUAGUGCGUCGGGAGUCCGAGCUGCGCUUCAUGAUGGAUGACAUCCAGCUGUGCAAAGACAUCAUGAGUUUAAAGCAAGAGUUGAGACAAAUUGUUGCAGUACCAGAGAAAGACAAAAGCAAGAAUGACAAACAGCAUGAAGAGGAGCUAAUCCUGAAGAUCCAUAAACUGGUGCAGAAGAGGGAUUUCUUGGUGGAUGACGCAGAGGUGGAGCGAUUAAGAGAGCAGGAGGAGGACAAGGAGAUGGCAGAGUUCCUCAGGCUGAAACUGAUACCAAUGGAGAAGAAGCUCAAAGUCAGACUAAAUCCUCCAAAGCCCAAACGACAACUCCUGGAGCCGCCGCCUAACAAACCCUUCAUCACUAAAUUAGAUGUGGCCAUCAUCAAGGACUGCUGUGGCGCCACCCAGUGUUCCAUCAUGUAAUUGGCAGAGAGAUUCAAUGCCCUCCCCCCACACCCAAAUUCAGCAAACAUUUACUUCCUGUGAAUCAGAGAACCUCUUCAGCUUUGUGUUCCACUCGAAGGUGUCAUGUUUUCAAUGAAAGUACAAAAUGUCAGGGAGGAAAGCGUUUGUCUUAUGUAGUUCGUUGGGUACACAGUAAUCCCCUGUAUAUUCGCGGUUCACUACUGAGAAAGUCACAUUCACAUUGUGUGUGUGGAAUAAAAUAAAAAAAAUAAAAAUAAAAGCCCUGUCUAAAUAGGAAAGUAGGACGUGUAUCACAUAAGGAUGUUGUUGAAGUGAUACAUCUCUACAGAGGGACCAGCUUUUAUGCUUUCAUGUUGGGGAGGAGCCAAGUUUAUCUUCUGCUAUUAGUGGACGUUAUGAGAGUCUUCGCCAAAAUCAAAUUGUGCAAUUUAUUUAUAAAGGUAAUGCCAGAUAAAUGUGAAAUUAUAUUAAAAUGCUUUGGUAUCAGUUUGUUGUAUGGUUUUCAUCUUGUAACUAUUAAUAUAGGAAAUGCUAAACAUAUCGCAGAAAGGCUAGAUUCUUAUCCUCUGUGAAAAGUGGCGUACUGUAGAACUUUAAGGUAAAACAUUGAAAAUUAGCUUUUUCCAUAUCAGUUCCCAUUACAGUGGCAAUAAAAUCUAGAAUCAGUACUACAAGCACAAUUUCCAUUGAGUAAAUUUCAUUUCAUUACUGUACUAGGCUUCUCUGAUCGACAGGCACUCAUUUUUUUGUCAUUUUGGAUUAGCAUGUGGUGAAAAACGUCAGCUACGGAUGUAUGCAAAUUAUGCCAUGUGGAUGUUUGGUACUGAAGCUUAACAGCACCUGCUGUACAGUUGCCUCCAAAAGUAUUGCAACGGCAAGGUUAAUUCCUUUGUUUUUGUUGUAUACUGAAGCCAUUUGAGUUUCAGAUGAAUAGACGAAUAUGAGACAAAAGUUCAGAAUUCCAGCUUUCAUUUCAUGGUGUUUACAUCUAGAUGUGUUAAACAACUCAGGACAGAGCACCUUUUGUUUGAAGUCACCCACCUUUCAAGUGAGCAAAAAUAUUGAGACAGACAUUACUAAAUUAAAGUGAAUAACAUUUAACAUUUGGUGGCAUAAUCCUUACUUGCAAUAACUGCAUCAAGCCUGCAACCCACUGACUU
Phycodurus eques (leafy seadragon) is the source of this 2778-nucleotide messenger RNA. RefSeq lists its product as uncharacterized. The transcript is spliced from 11 exons. The record is from RefSeq and is a predicted model, not a curated record. The coding region runs from base 269 to 1615 and encodes 448 amino acids. Gene Ontology annotation, biological process: negative regulation of microtubule depolymerization. Gene Ontology annotation, cellular component: microtubule cytoskeleton; membrane. NCBI's taxonomy places the organism in Eukaryota, Metazoa, Chordata, Actinopteri, Syngnathiformes, Syngnathidae.